Messenger RNA from Cyprinodon tularosa, 2491 nucleotides. RefSeq names its product cyclin-dependent kinase 6 (gene cdk6). NCBI's taxonomy places the organism in Eukaryota, Metazoa, Chordata, Actinopteri, Cyprinodontiformes, Cyprinodontidae. The record is from RefSeq and is a predicted model, not a curated record. Bases 372 to 1349 code for a protein of 325 amino acids. The transcript is spliced from 8 exons. Gene Ontology annotation, biological process: protein phosphorylation; G1/S transition of mitotic cell cycle; regulation of cell population proliferation. Gene Ontology annotation, molecular function: ATP binding; cyclin binding; cyclin-dependent protein serine/threonine kinase activity. Gene Ontology annotation, cellular component: nucleus; cyclin-dependent protein kinase holoenzyme complex; cytoplasm.
UCAAGCUGCAAAGAGAGUAUGCGCAAGUUUCUCGUCCAGCCCUCCCCUCGCUUGUUUCACAGUCCUCUGCUGGGGCUGGUGCAGUUUAGGGGAUGGGGGGUUAGAGCCUGCGACGUCAACUACCUGUGUGUGGCCCCCGCAUGGACAAGGAUGCGGUUGAUGGAGCAGUUUUAUGCGAGACUCGAAUGCCUUCUCAGCAUUUUAUUGGGCAUUCCGACGUCACGACAUUUUACUGACAACCAUAAAUAAGGCAUUGCAUGUGCCAACUAUAUUCUGUGAGUAUGCCUUUGUGAAGAAGCUCGUCACCCUCGCCGGGAUUCCCCGCAACAUUUUCAACAAGAGACAAGGGAAAAAAAAAAAAAUCUGCAAAAAUGGACAAAGAAAGUAUUGGUACUCAAUACGAGCCUGUGGCUGAGAUUGGAGAGGGUGCGUAUGGGAAAGUGUACAAGGCAAGGGAUUUGAAGAACGGGGGACGCUUUGUAGCCCUAAAAAGAGUUCGUGUCCAGACAGAGGAAGAAGGGAUGCCUCUCUCAACUAUCCGGGAGGUGGCGGUACUGAGGCAACUGGAGGCCUUUGAGCACCCCAAUGUUGUCAGGUUGUUUGACGUUUGCACUGUCUCUCGGACUGAUCGGGAAACCAAGCUAACCCUGGUGUUUGAGCAUGUGGAUCAGGAUCUGACAACAUACCUGGAGAAGGCUCCCGACCCCGGGGUUCCACCUGAGACCAUUAAGGAUAUGAUGUACCAGCUGCUUCAGGGGCUAGACUUCCUGCAUUCACACCGUGUCGUUCACCGCGACCUAAAACCCCAGAAUAUUCUCGUGACCAGCGAUGGUCAGAUCAAACUGGCAGACUUUGGGUUAGCCCGCAUCUACAGCUUCCAGAUGGCGCUCACAUCGGUGGUGGUGACGCUGUGGUACAGAGCUCCUGAAGUGCUGCUCCAGUCCAGUUACGCCACACCGGUGGACCUGUGGAGUGUUGGCUGCAUCUUCGCUGAAAUGUUCAGGAGAAGACCUCUUUUUCGAGGAAACUCCGAUGUGGAUCAGCUGGGAAAGAUCUUUGAUGUUGUUGGGGUACCUUCACCUGAAGACUGGCCUGAAGAAGUGGCCUUACCUCAGAGUGCCUUCACACCCCGACCCCCAAAACCAAUAGAAAACCUGGUGCCAGACAUGGAUGGGGAAGGACGAGCCCUGUUAAUGCAAUUUCUCACCUUCAACCCCUCGAGGAGAAUAUCAGCCUUCGCUGCGUUGAGUCACCCUUACUUUCAAAGUGUGGACAGUCACAGCAGGAGCCUGUAUGCUACACAUUCAAUCCCCUGCAUCAAGCCCUCUAUUGAGGAGAGGACUGCCUGAUGGUCCUCCCUGCAGUUACCCCCAAACAGUGUCUAUGACAAGUAUUUCUUGUACCCAACUUGUUUUAUUGGGUUUAUAACAACUAAAACCACAUAAAUUAAGCAUUUUGACACUGAUCAGCAGAAAUCAAAUGAGUCUAUAACUCUAAAAUGCCUCUUGAUGUUGGCCCGUUAGGCUAACAGACUAUAUCUCUUUGCAGCACUUUCCUACUGGAGUAUGCAUGAGUUAGUACACAAAAACUGUGAUAUUAAUACUUUAUUUUUUUUAUCUCCAAACAAAACAGCUAACAUUGAUCGGUUUAAAAGCUCACUUGUUGUAGCCAUUCAUUUAGAUUUCACGUGUCUGAUGAUAUUCACAGCCAACAGGGAUGACUUCAGUCUUAAGAUUCAUGGUCAGACAUUGCUUAGGGGGAUUUCAUGCUGGUUUGUGGGAUCUAAAAAUAAAAUAAAAAAAGUAAUAAAUUACUGAGGAAAAACUUACAUCUUUCCUUUACAUUUUAAAUGGAAAAACAAACAAAAAAAUGCGUCGGAUCUUUAACCUAACCUAGCUUGGUUGAUGGACCCUUUCAUUAUAUUUUACCAGCCAGUCUUUGGUAGGAGUGUACCAGCAUCCUGACCUGGCAGUAUCUGCCUGUUCUACUUUAAAAAAGUUCCAAAUCCUUCAAAGCUGCAAAGGCAUCUUUUGGUCACAGCCUUUAUUGAUUAUUUCUUUAAGGACUGUUUGACGAUCAUCACAAAACAUUUCAUUUCUUGUCAGACAAGUCAAUCUUUUGUAGAUUUGAUUGUAUCCUUGGACUUACUGUGAUGCCUAGAGACAAAACCCUCAUCAUCAGCUUCUAGGUCAAUUUAUACCAGUUUUCAACUAAAAAACAUCCAGUUUUAGUAAAGUUCCUCCAUAUUUACCUACAUUAAUAGUGACUGUUUUCACUUUGCAACAUAAUAGCACACGUCCUUUAGACCUUUCUUUUUACUUACUUUACUUCUUUUCAGUUAGAUUCAUUCACUAUGCUGUAACUUCUCCUCAAUAUAAGGCCUUAACAAAGAAUAUUAGUAAAAAUUAAACCUGGAAACCUAAACUUCCUUACAUUUAAUGUUGCUGGGGAAAAUUCUCAGUCAUUCCAAAAAAAAGUAAAAAACAAAAAA